AUGAAGUGGUCCGUGUUCAGCCGCUUCCUCGUGCUCCUGCCGUGGGGUCUGGUGGUGAUCAUCGUGAUGGACGUGUCCCCGCGGGGGCCGGCGCGGCGUCCCCGGGCGGGCUCCGCGGGCCGGGCCGGGCGGCCGGGCUCCCCGCUGCCGGCGGUGCCGGCGGUGCCGGCGGUGCCCACCAUCUACGCCAUCACGCCCACCUACAGCCGUCCGGUGCAGAAAGCGGAGCUGACGCGGCUGGCCAACACGUUCCGGCAGGUGUCGCGGCUGCACUGGAUCCUGGUGGAGGACGCGGCGGGGCGCAGCGAGCUGGUGAGCGGGCUCCUGGCGCGGGCCGGCCUGCCCUGCACCCACCUGCACGUGCCCACGCCCCGCCGCUACAAGCGGCCCGGCCUGCCCCGGGCCACCGAGCAGCGCAACGCCGGCCUGGCCUGGCUCCGGCAGCGGCACCGCCACCGGCCCCGCAAGCCCGCCGUCCUCUUCUUCGCCGACGACGACAACACCUACAGCCUCGAGCUCUUCCAGGAGAUGCGAACCACUCGCAAGGUGUCCGUCUGGCCGGUGGGCCUCGUGGGAGGGCGACGAUAUGAACGUCCUCUGGUGGAAAACGGCAAAGUCGUUGGCUGGUACACGGGCUGGAGGGCAGAUCGGCCCUUUGCCAUUGAUAUGGCAGGAUUUGCGGUGAGCCUGCAAGUGAUUCUGUCCAAUCCAAAAGCUGUAUUUAAGCGGCGUGGGUCCCAACCGGGCAUGCAAGAAUCGGAUUUUCUAAAACAGAUAACAACAGUUGAAGAAUUGGAGCCCAAAGCAAAUAACUGCACAAAGGUUCUCGUAUGGCACACUCGAACUGAAAAGGUAAAUUUAGCCAAUGAGCCGAAAUAUCACCUGGACUCAGUAAAAAUUGAGGUAUGAUGUGAAGAGGCAAUCUGGGGCACGUGUUUGGUCUGGGAACUUGACAGAGGCUGCUUCUCAGAGCCUGAGCUGCAAAACAUUCAGGUAUUGUUCAAUCUACUAUGGUGCAACAAUGCCGGCUUUCACCUGGUGCACAUUGUGUGUUCAAAAGUUCUCAGCUGCUAGUGUAAAAUGUGGGUAUUGUUUUGCAUGCUUUCCAGUUUGAUCUCGGUGCACCGUCCGUGGUAUUGCUGUGUACAACAGGGCUAAAGGACACUUGCAGUGGCACUUUUUCCCAUCUGACUUCUUAAGUGGCACAAUUCAAUAGGUCUGGGCCUCACGAGCAUUAUCUAAAUGUUGAGGAUUCUGAUCUCUUCAAAUUUGAUGCCUUCUGGAGUGAUAUGAAGCAGAGGAAAUAAAACCCUCAGAACAGAAUGUGGAU
Tachyglossus aculeatus (Australian echidna) is the source of this 1330-nucleotide messenger RNA. RefSeq names its product beta-1,3-glucuronyltransferase 2 (gene B3GAT2). The record is from RefSeq and is a predicted model, not a curated record. Gene Ontology annotation, molecular function: galactosylgalactosylxylosylprotein 3-beta-glucuronosyltransferase activity. The transcript has 4 exons. Bases 1 to 909 code for a protein of 302 amino acids. Gene Ontology annotation, biological process: carbohydrate metabolic process; chondroitin sulfate proteoglycan biosynthetic process. Lineage: Eukaryota; Metazoa; Chordata; Mammalia; Monotremata; Tachyglossidae. Gene Ontology annotation, cellular component: Golgi membrane.